UUUCUAAAUAAGGAUUAAACUAUUAUUUAUUGGAUAAAAUUAAAAUUAAUUUCAAUUUUUAAAUUUCAACAUGCACAAGAUUAAAUGAGUAUAUUUUUUAUUUCUCAUGCAAUCGAAAGAGAAGCAUUAAACAAAGGUUGAAAUAUCAACCAAGCAAUAACAAGUCUGCCGUGGACAAAAACUGUAAUGUUUUUGCUCUUAAUUCAUUAUUAUUCAUGAAAUCUGUUUACUUUUUGUAGGUGUUAUGUUUACGUUUCUUGUAAAUCUAUUGAGAAGAGAGAAAAAUGGAACAGGAUUUGAAAGCUAAAAUUGAUCAAGCGUGCAGAACGGCCGAAGAAUUUACAAAGCUUUAUUAUGAAAGUUUGGACAAACGUAGAUACCUUAUAUCGAGAUUGUAUUUGGAUACUGCUACUUUAAUAUGGAAUGGCAAUGGUAUCGAAGGCAAAGAUAAUAUACAGAAAUUUUGGACAGAUUUGCCACCUUCCGAUCAUAAUGUAUCUGCCUUGGAUGCUCAACCGAUAACAGGUCCUGAGGUGGCAAAUCAACUAACAUUCCUUGUAAAAGUUGGAGGACAAGUAAAAUAUGAUGAUAAAUCAUCAAAACCAUUCAACCAAAGCUUUUUGAUUACCGCAAUGGGAGAUAAAUGGAAAAUUGUAAGCGACUGUUUUCGAGUACAAGAAAUACUAGAUAAUGUUAAUUAGAAUAUAAAAUAAGAAGUUCGUUUUCAAAGUGUUCAAAGAACAACUAUUUGAUUCAAUAUUCCUUUUUAUUUCUAUCGUCGGUCUCUUAUAUCAAUGUAUAAAGCGAUAUUAAAAUUUUCGUAUUAGUGAAUCAGUACGUUGGUCGAUCAUUUAGGAAUAACUUUACACGAGAAAGAAUUAAAAAUAAAUAUAGAUAUAAAUACUUAGACAUAAACGUUACUAUGAUACAUAUCGUAUAAAACAUCAAUUUCAUGUCCUUUGAUGGUUCAUCAACUUAAACAUCCAACGAUUAAUAAAAUUCUGAGAAGUUCUAGGUGUAAAACUUUUUCAACAAAACACCUAUUUAUCAAUCCAUAGUUUAUGAUAUACAUUAACACUUUAACGGCUGUGUGUGUUUGUUUUAUUGGCUCACAUUAAACCUCGGUUAUACAUACACGAUUUUUCGCCUGCAGUUAAAGUGUUAAUAAAUAGUUUUAAUAUUACCUAUAAUUACUUGAAUUUUUAAGAAAUCAUAUUGUAUAACAUUUUCUACUUAUAUUAAUCACAUUUUAAAUUAAAGUAAUAAAGAUAUUUAAGAUAGGAAAUAAUGCAAUUGAAUAAGAAUUUAUUGUUAAAUACGACAUGCAGUUUUUCGAUUAAAACAUUGACACAUGUAAUACUUAAUUCUUGAUAUAAUAAGAAUCAGAAAUAUAUUAAGAAAAUUACAAGUAAUUAUUAGGUUGAAAGUCCAACAGAAUGUUAUAGUAUACGAAUUUUGAGUCGUAAUGUUGUGUGUAUGAUUUCUUCAAAAUGAUCAUGUAUUUACAGAUAAUAUUUCAUUGAAUAUUUCGACUUGACAAACUAGAAAUUGAUCGAGAUCCGAGUGAAAAAUCUAUACACUUAGUACUUCUCGUUUCGCAAAGAUUCGUUCGUAUGAUUGCUCGUUUUUUCCCCUC
Messenger RNA from Colletes gigas, 1636 nucleotides. It is a transcript of the gene Nxt1, whose product is annotated as NTF2-related export protein. Gene Ontology annotation, cellular component: nuclear pore central transport channel. Lineage: Eukaryota; Metazoa; Arthropoda; Insecta; Hymenoptera; Colletidae. The coding region runs from base 285 to 701 and encodes 138 amino acids. The transcript has 4 exons. The record is from RefSeq and is a predicted model, not a curated record. Gene Ontology annotation, biological process: protein import into nucleus.